This is a messenger RNA of Syzygium oleosum, 609 nucleotides long. RefSeq lists its product as uncharacterized. The transcript has 2 exons. The record is from RefSeq and is a predicted model, not a curated record. Bases 1 to 609 code for a protein of 202 amino acids. Lineage: Eukaryota; Viridiplantae; Streptophyta; Magnoliopsida; Myrtales; Myrtaceae.
AUGGAAGGUAGGAGCGCUCCUUCUUUAAAGCGUCCGGACUUGCCAAAAUAUACAUCGAAAAAAGAAAAGAAAACAUAUCGGGAAGUUUUUGUUAAACACCGCAACGGUUUACUUAAGGAGGCAGGGCAGUGGAUGAAGAAUACAACAUCAUUUUGUAGCCUUGUCCCCACCAUCAUUAUGGUAGUUUACGUUGCAGCUUUUACAAUAUUUGGGGGCACCAACAGCAGUACGAAAAUACUGAUCUUACUAAAGAAUGGCACAUUCACGGUAUUUGCGGUUGCAUACACUUUCGCUCUCUUCUCUUCUAUCAUCGCCACAUUGAUGUUCUUGGCUAUAUUAACUUCAUGCUACGCAAUCGAUGAUUUCCUCUGCUCGCUAUGGAGAAAAAUGAUAGUGGGCCUAACUUUUCUCUUCCUCUCUUUGGCCUUUAUGUUGAUUGUGUUCGGCUCUGCUCUUACAAUGGUUCUGAGUGAACCAUUGAAGUGGAUUUACAUUCUAAUUACUUUUCUGGCUGCCUCCCUUGUCAUAUUGUUUGCAAUCCCACUACUUCCUUUGUGUGUUGAAAUGCUCGAAUCCACCUAUCGGCCCCUCCUCUACCGUCCCCUGUAG